Messenger RNA from Chironomus riparius, 2406 nucleotides. Lineage: Eukaryota; Metazoa; Arthropoda; Insecta; Diptera; Chironomidae. The record is from the annotation of a GenBank genome assembly.
CCGACUCUCAAAUAAUAGUGAAUAUCUCGUAAAUAAAUAAAUUUAAAAUAAAAUAGUGAGAUCCGGAAAAUUUGAAAUCUUUUGAUUUUUAAUCAACAAAAAGUCGAUGCUAUUGACAGCAAUCGAGUGCCAAAAAGGAUAUAAAAAAAAUCUCAUUUAAUGUCCUGAAAGCAUCUUUAAAUUUGAAGAGAACAGCUUUAAUUCUUCAUGAAACGAAAGCGUUUCCAUAGCAAAAAUUAAGUGUCGAAAAUACUGCAUUGUGAUUGGUCGAUGUCUGUAUGUUCCCUACACACAUUUCGUUCAUAAUGCGCAGUAUAUGUGAAUAAUGAUUGGAGAGACUCAAUGAAAGGAUAAACGACGAUCAAACAUAGCAGUCAUUUUAUAUUUAAUUUUGCUUUCAAUAACAUCAGACGUGUUUUGAGGAUUAAGAUAAAGGUUAAUAAAGUAUAGAUGCCGUCGGAUAAUUCCGUAACAUUCAAGUUGGAUUUCAAACAAAACUGCUCAGCCGCUAGCGGCAAUAGUGUGGUGAACAACAACAACACAUCAUCAUUAGGAUUGGGUUCCAUAUCACCAACAGACUCACAACAAUUUAAUAUCUUUCCAGCUAUCUUUAGUCGGCAAUUGAAUUUUUCGGCUGGUAAUUGUAAUCAACAGAAAUUCAUGAUUCAUAAUAGUAUGGAAGAGCUUCGUCCAAAUUUAGUCGGUGGACUACUUGGACUACAGCAAGGACUGAUCGAAGAUCACAAUCAAAUUCCCCACAAUAAUUCGGAUACAAAAUUUAUGUCAUUGCAAGAGAAUCAUAAUCGUUAUGAGAAUCGACUUUUAGGACUCUCACAAGAAAGUCGUAACUCAUCGUUAGCAUCAUUAGCGGGCAAUACAAGCCUCAAUCUACAGAAUGGUAAUGAUACAAAUAAAUCAUCGAAUCAACGAAAGUGUAGUAGCACACCAGAAGACUUUAACUCAUUAUAUGGAUCAACGCUGGAUAAUACUCAUCAUCAUACACCCGCACAUACGCCUCCAAAUCGAUUGAAUGAACAUAGUGCAAUAACAGCCGAGGGAGCAUUCAAAAAAUUAAAGCCUGAGCCAAAUAGUGGUGGAAUAUCGUCAGUGUCCGGUUCCGGAAUUAGUUCACCUGGAAGUGGCAUUUCAUCUUUACCUCACGCUGGUCAUACACCAACGACUGUCUCAUGUCCUACCCCGGCUCGAAGACGACAUAGAACAACAUUCACUCAGGAACAAUUAGCAGAAUUAGAGGCUGCUUUUGCAAAAUCACAUUACCCAGACAUCUACUGUAGAGAGGAAUUGGCGAGAACAACAAAGUUGAAUGAAGCACGGAUACAGGUAUGUUUUCAAAAUAGGAGAGCAAAAUAUAGGAAACAAGAGAAGCAACUUCAGAAAGCUUUAGCACCAUCAGUGAUACCAUCAGCGUGUAAUGGAAUGAUGCGAAACAUUCAGGGUUAUAGUGUCUCAAGAUCUUAUCAACCAUAUCCGCAUCCGAAUUCGAUAAACCGUUAUCCUCAAGAUCUCUUUCAAAUGGGAGCAUCAUCGUAUCCAGGCAUGACGCAGCCAUUUUCAAUGUCACAUAGUUCAAAUAUGAGUUCCGUCGGCGUUCGUCAAGAUUCAAUGAGCAUGACUGCGGAGGAUGAAUGGUACAACAAAAGCCUUUCAGCUUUAAGAAUGAAUAGUUCGCAUCACCCAAACUUAUCAGCACCGAUGCUACAAUACCAGACAUAAUUAAUGAGAUAUGAUAUGAGUGAGAACUGCGAUAGUUUUGAAAAAGUAAAUUAAUAGUGUGUCAAGUGAUCAUACCCAGAAAAUAAGAAAGAAAGAAACUGUUGAUGAUUGUGACAAAAAUUAAUUAAGAAUUUUAAUUUGGCCAUAAUAAAUUAUUGAAAAAAACUUGUAAAUAGUAAAUGAAAAUGAGACAAAAAGGAAUUUUAACUGUCAGUGUAUGUCCGAAAAACAAAAAAAAACUUUUUUUUGAGAAUAAUUUUUUAAAUUAAACUAGUCAAACAGAUUCGUUGGACAGCAGAUUGAUUUGCACAAUGAAACAGAAAGAAAAAAAUUAGCUUCUGGGUGAUUCUCGUCUAUCCACAUUUGGGGAAUUGAGAUAAAUUAUUUCUGUUUAUAAUAUGUAAUGCAUUCGCGUAUUUGUAUAAUUUUCUGAAUGAAAGUCAUUAGUUUUCUGCUAAAUCAAAAAGAAUCAGAAGAUGGAUUGAGGCGCAGUCGUCAAAAGAUGUGAAAUUACCGGAAAAUUAAGUUUUGAAAGAAAUUUUAAAAUGUUUCAGAACUUUACAACAGUUGAUGAUAAUUUGUAUGGUUUUACAAAACCUUACAACAGUUUUAACAUGUCAAAUGUAAGAACAUUUGAAUGGUUUCAACUAAAACCCUAUAAAUUAAAUACAA